Messenger RNA from Rubroshorea leprosula, 1218 nucleotides. The record is from the annotation of a GenBank genome assembly. NCBI's taxonomy places the organism in Eukaryota, Viridiplantae, Streptophyta, Magnoliopsida, Malvales, Dipterocarpaceae.
AGUCACAGAGAUAAAUAUAAGUUUUUCUGUUUUAGUCUUAAUGAAGGUUGUCGAGAUGAGGUUGAGAGUUGGAUCAAAUCUAUGUUAGAAAGGUGAGUUCAGAAGCCAUGCUUGCAGUUUAUUGUCUGCAACAUAAAAUAUCACAUCUCCCUUACAGCAGAGUUUCCUUUGUAUUUGCUUGCUUGAAUCCCUGAUAGUUCCACAUUUGGAUUUUGUGAAAGUGAGUGGUACUGUGGUUGAGUACAUUUUGUUGAAUUGCGCCUCCAUUGAAGUGCUGAGAUUGACAAGAAUAAGAUGCUUGAUCAUCUAAAGGUUUCUAGUUCUCCUCUCAAUACAUUUAACUGUAGGGCCAUGCUUCCUUCUGGAAGUGUUGAGAUUUUCAAUACGAAUCUUGUUUUGUUGAGUUUUCUGGGGCAUUUAGAAGAAUGUUCCUUGUCUAACUGAAAUAUGUUUUGAUGGGGAGUAUUCUUUGCCUCGUAGUCAUUUAAAAACAUUACCCAGUUCUCAAGCUAUCCCUCUAGGCUAUAAACAUUUGUGCUGGACUCAAGUUGUAAAGUCAGCACUCAAAAGUCAAGACUAUAUAUUUUCUGUUUGUCAAUCAAUUCUCCUCUCAAUACUAAUUAACUAAUAUUUUGCGUUUGAUUCACUAGUUUUGGGGUUGGAGGCAUACCAGGUGGAAGUGAAGAAGAAGAGGGCUUUGGUUUGCAAACAAAUUUUACAAGGUGGUCAAGCUGCAUGGUUUUCCUUCUCGUGCCAUUGAUUAUGCACUCAUGUGGAAUUUACUUGAAAAAACCAUUUCACUUGAGAAGCUGAUUAUCAAUCCUUGUCCUUUAGAUGCUUGGAUAAGGGAAGUGGGUUCUGAAGAUUUUGAGCAUGUCUUAGCAGCAGGAACUCAUGCUAAACAGCUGGAAACAAGUUUACUACCAGGAGUUAAAUUGCUUCAGCUAUAGCUAAGUCGCAUAUCGAAAGUGGAAGUUGACCUUGGCUAAACAGAGUAUGCUCUUUUGUUUUUGGCCGUCGAGUUUGCUCUGAAGUUAGAAAAGGAGAAAAAGUCGUGGUAUAGACUAUAGAUAAUUUCCUUAUGACCUUGAUGGCUCAGUUCUUAUUUACAAUCAUUUAUUUUCUCUCGGUUUGCUUGUUUUGAUUAGGGGUGGAUUUUGUAGUCUACCUUUAAACUGUGUUAUAAUGUCAAACGGUUAAUAAAAAUGGUGCUGCAUU